This is a messenger RNA of Penaeus monodon (black tiger shrimp), 3844 nucleotides long. RefSeq names its product mitochondrial Rho GTPase 1-like (gene Miro). Lineage: Eukaryota; Metazoa; Arthropoda; Malacostraca; Decapoda; Penaeidae. Gene Ontology annotation, cellular component: mitochondrial outer membrane. Gene Ontology annotation, molecular function: GTP binding; calcium ion binding; GTPase activity. Gene Ontology annotation, biological process: regulation of mitochondrion organization; small GTPase-mediated signal transduction; mitochondrion organization. The record is from RefSeq and is a predicted model, not a curated record.
CCAGUAAGGCUACAGCUGCAGACAGGAGCACAUCCAUGUGUUGUCGCCCUAGCAUCCACUGCCAGUUUGCUUGUCAACAUGCCCCGUCUAUCCAAGAAAUCCCAUAGAUACUGUGAGAGAGCUUUAAUAAGUGCCAGAAGACGACAACAAAGAUACAGCAUGGGGGGGAGUCACAGGCGAGGAGUGCGCAUCCUCCUCCUAGGGGAUGCUGGCGUGGGGAAGACGUCACUUAUCCUCUCGCUAGUGUCAGAGGAAUUCCCCGAGCAAGUACCCCCACGUGCUGAGGAAAUCACCAUCCCACCUGAUGUCACGCCUGAGAAGGUUCCCACACACAUUGUGGAUUAUUCAGAGAGAGAACAAAAUGUGGAACAGCUGCGUGCAGAGAUUAACCGAUCAGAUGUCAUCUGCAUUGUGUACAGUGUAGAAGAUGAGGAUACCUUAGACAGAGUUACGGGUCACUGGCUGCCCCUUAUCAGGUCAACACUAGGUCAGCAGCACCAGACACCAGUUAUCUUAGUUGGAAACAAGGUUGACCUGGUGGAUUAUUCAACAAUGGAAAUUGUGUUACAAACUAUGAUGGAAUAUCCAGAAAUUGAAACCUGUGUAGAGUGUUCUGCAAGAACUUUGAAAAACAUAUCAGAGAUGUUUUACUAUGCUCAGAAGGCAGUGUUACACCCUACAGCACCAUUGUACAUUUUAUCUGUGACACAGACAACGACAAUCUCCUUAACGACCAGGAACUAAAUGCUUUUCAGCGGAGGUGUUUCAAUGCGCCACUUAACCCCCAGGCCCUAGAAGAGCUCAAGACAGUUGUCCGGCGCAAUGUGUCUGACGGUGUCCACAGUGACUCGCUCACUUUGCGGGGCUUCCUCUUCCUGCACCGCCUCUUUAUCCAGAGAGGACGCCAUGAGACUACCUGGACUGUCUUGCGGAGAUUUGGUUAUAAUGACAACCUACAGCUCACCAAGGACUACCUCUUCCCACCCAGUCUCCGUGUGCCACCAGGAUGCAGCACGGAGCUCAACCAUGCCGGCUACUCAUUCCUCAGUAACCUCUUUGAAAAAUACGAUCGGGACAAUGAUGGGGCCCUUAGCCCACAGGAACUCAUUGACCUCUUCUCUACCUGUCCCAUCAUGCCAUGGGGUCCUGAUGUGCUAAAUUCAGUUCAUACAAAUGAGAAGGGAUGGAUUACGUUACAAGGAUACCUGGCGCAGUGGACAUUGUGGACUCUACUUGAUGUUCAAAGGACACUAGAGUACUUUGCUUACCUUGGAUAUUCCGGGACAGGAGAUGACAACCAGCUGUCUGCCAUCACAGUAACACGAGAGAAGCGGAUAGAUCUCCAGAAGAAGCAGACUAUGCGAAAUGUCUACCAGUGCCAUGUAAUUGGGCCCCGUGAUAGUGGCAAGACAACGUUCUGUCAGGGCCUCCUUGGAAGAUCUUUAGAGGAAGUACAAGAAAUCCCAGAAGAGAAGUUGUCACGCCACACCAUUAGUACGUUACAAGUUUAUGGGCAAGAGAAAUACCUCGUCUUACAUGAUAUUGAUGUUCACAACAUCACAGAUGCCCUAAUGCCCAAUGAGGUGCAGUGUGAUGUUGCCUGCCUGGUGUAUGAUGUCUCGAAUCCAAAAGCUUUUGAAUACGUCGCUAGAAUAUAUCUAAAAUACUUUAGCGAGUCGUCCAUCCCAGUAUUGUUUGUAGCCAACAAGAGUGACAUGUCCCCUGUGCGGCAGGACUAUAUACUCCAACCCACAGCCUUCUGCCACAAGCACAAGCUUCCUCCUCCCCACAUUUUCUCCUCUGCCAGUCAACCCAAGAAGGACAUAUACACCAAAUUGGCUACCAUGGCUGCAUACCCUCGAUUUCAAGCUGCUUGGAUGCUCUUUUACCGAAGCAGCACUCUUCGUCGUUUAGUUCACAUGCUUCUUUUGCGUCCAGAUCCUUCUUAUGUGGCAAGACAUCUGAAGCAGCUGGGUGUGGUGGUUGGUGAGCACAGCACUUGGCUCAAGGUUGGCCUGGGCGUAGCUGCCAUUGCUGCCUUUGCGCUCCUCCUUGCUAGGGCUCUCAGGUCAGGAGAGAGAUAGUCGCCCGAGGCCCAGCAUGCUAGUCCUUUGUAGUGUAAACAAAAAGAGAAAACUGGUUGGGAUAAGUAUCAGUUGUAUAAAAGGACAGAUACAGAUAGAGGGUGAGACACAGGGGUGGGAGGAUAUGGAAGGGAAGGGGAAGGACAUCUUUCUUUCCUUAUGCAGCUGCAACAUCUUGCAUAAGACUAGUUCUUACAGGUAUUAACAUUAUGGUAGGUGCAAGAAUGCAUUAUAAUUUAUAUGCUAUUGUAUGAUAAGGGGAUAUUUUUUUAGAAAUGUGUUUUGGUAUUCAAGAACUAAUGGAUUCACAAUUCUUGCUUGUCAUGAAAGAUGUGCCUGGAAAUUGGCAGUUGCAGUGGAUUACUCAUGUAAUGAGGAUUGGUCUUGAAAUUAAAUGUGAUUUAUAAAUCUACUUUUACACUUAUAUAUAUAUAUGUGGUGUGUGUACUUUUUCAAUCAUGCCAAAACUUUCAUUGUGUAUAUGUAAUUUACACAAAUGUAAAUAAAAGCAGAAUAUAUUAGUUUUAUGUAAUUUCCCAACCUGUAAAUUAGACAAAAACAAAACAAAAAAAACAUUAUUGGUGACUUAAAUCUGGCAUACCUAUAUUUAUUAAAUUCCCAGUUUAUCACUAAAAGUUGCACAAGAAAUAGUGGGCCGCAUAUUUGUCAAAGGCCAUUCAUUUUCAAUACUUGUAAAGUCUUGUGCAGCAGUUGGAGGUUUUGUGAAGUACAGUUACCUUUUCAGAAGGAAAUCCUCACAAUUGUUUGUAUUAAACACACAGAUGCAAAGGGUUAUGAUUUUCAAAGCAACUUGGGAUAUUUAAAAAUCUGUAAAGUUGGUACAAGAAUGGUGCACCCCCUCCCCCUUCCCUUCAUCUUCCAUGUUUUUGGAACAUUGCAGCAAGGUAUAAAACGAAAAUAGAAUCAUGUAUAAUCAUCUCUAUUGUUGAUUGGUAUAGAUACAUCACUGCAUCACAAUUGUUUGUACAAAACCAUUUUUCUAUCCCAAGGUCACACUAAAAGAAACAGGAGCCUGUAUCAUAUUGGACAUAAUUUGCUUGCAUUCCAACAGUUAGGCUAAUUGCAAGGAAAGUUAAUUUACCUUGAAUAUUAUUUUUUUUAAAUAAUGAGGAGGUAGCAAGUGCUUCAACUUAAUCUUUACUUUCACAUUAUAAAAAAGGGAAAGGAUAAUUCAUAUCUCCAUUUCUUGGAUAAAUCCACAAAUUUAUAGUCAAAGGAUUUUUUUUUUAUUAUUAUUAUGCAUAUCCAGGUCCAAAUGUUAAACCCAUCAUUGUUAAGCAAGAUUUAGAGAAAAACAAUAAGACAUUGAAUAUGUACAGUUUUCAAAUAUGCAACCAUUUGUAAAUUCCAUAUAAUAAAGUUAUCACCAAUUUAACUCUUGUAUUUUAACCUCUAAGUACUUCCUUGAAAAGUAAAUUCUCACAGUUCAUAUCUACACUGAUGUAACAUGUACAUAGAUACCUACACCAUACAAACUUCAUAUGAAUAUUCAAUGCACCAUAAAUAUAUGAUGAAUUGUGUGUGCUUUUAUGAUGAACAAAAACUAGAAUAAUGGUAAAAAUAGUUUAUUACUUAAUAUCCAUUAAUGACUCAGUGGAGGAAAUAUAUUUGUAGGAACAGGUACAUAAGGGAGGGGGGAGGAAAAUAUACAGUAUACCUAAAAAUAAACACUUCCCGGGAAGAUAGAUUCUCUUGUCCGAGGAUAUCUUUUCUUGACUGUUAGAUCACUGAGAAGGUUC